AUGGACAGAUCAGCUUUAAUGGCAGUGAAAUAUAGUAUUCAAUAUGGGCAUGCAAUACUAUAUGACCAAUAUACCAAGGUUCAAUGGAGUAAAUAUGUCUGGGAGAGAUGCAAUAUUCCGAAACAUAGAUACAUCAUUUGGCUAACUUUGCACCAGAAGCUGAGAACCAGAGGCUACCUCAGUAAACACUGUCAGGUAUUGGACACAGUAUGCUUGCUGUGUGGAGAUCACAAUGAAGAGAUAUCUCAUCUAUUCUUUCAAUGUACUUACAGCAAAAACUGUCUUGUGAAGUUGAAGGAGUGGAUUGGCUGCCAAGCACAAACAGAGAAUUAUCACACUUUAUUGCACUGGAUUUCCAAAGCAAAACACCUUAGCAAGCUCAGGAGAGGUUUUUACAUAGCUGCUGUAUCAGCGCUAGUUUAUCAUAUAUGGAGAGUCCGAAAUGAUGUCUUGUGGUCAUCUAAGAUUUGGCAUGUAAAUCAUACUAUAGAGGUCAUUAAGAGAGAGUUAAAGUUGAGACUCACUGUAUCAAUGUACAAGGGGAAACAAAAUAGGGAUAAGGAAUGGUUUCACAAAUUGUAA
Molecule: messenger RNA, 582 nt
Organism: Humulus lupulus (European hop)
Lineage: Eukaryota; Viridiplantae; Streptophyta; Magnoliopsida; Rosales; Cannabaceae
Exons: 1
Coding region: 1-582 (193 amino acids)
Source: RefSeq, a predicted model, not a curated record